AUGUAUCGAUACUUCAAGCCGAAAGCCGAUGGAUCACCCAAGUGUUCGAAGGAGGCCUUAGAUUUGUAUCAAUCUGAUGAGGGGCGUGCCAAGCUAAAGGCGCUCCUCUUGAAACACGGCGAGUGGAAGCAAGUUGAGGUUUCGAUUAAGAGGUGGCAUGAAAAGAAGGUCAGGUUUGAGAAGAAAGGAGGUUGGUAUACACGUGUUUGGUUGAUGGCAGAAAGGCACUGGACCAAGCGCAUGGCAGACAAUGCAUUUGAGUGGGCUGAAAAGCACCACAAGAAACGUCGCAAUGCUGUGCACGGGGAGGAAGAGAUAGCUCUUGUAUUGGACGAUGAGUUCAUGUUCUCUACAGAGUACGGUGAGAACAUGGAAAUGCAUGCUGACUUUACGCUGGAGGACGAAGAUGCUGCUCUGCUUGAUUCCAACUUCGUGCCAUCGAUGCAGGCCAACUCAGGCAGCCUAACCGACUUUAUGAUUGACAAGACCCAGGCUGAGGAUCCAGACGGUGACAGGAAUCAAUCUGUCAGGGCUGAUUCAUCUUCCUUCAAGCUAUGCUACCCAAGUCUGAAGCAGAAUGCGUCUCAAACCUCGUUGCUACCUUCUUUUGUGUCAGUUUGCACCCGCAAACUGGACAACACGCAGAGGAUCUUAGUGACCCGGCGUGCAGCGAACGGUUUGCCUGCACCUAGGCUGGCAGAUCAAAUCGAUCAAGUUGUUGCGCAAUUGAAAAUUACACACAAAAGGAUGAUGGACAUCCAUGGGGAAAUCUUGGUUGACCCAGGGAGGAGCGCUUGCGUGUGCGUGCCCAUGAAGCCCAGUCCACCACCCCUCCUUCUUCACGAACUUGGCCGAUCUGCAGGAACUUCGAGGCGGAGCUCCAAGGCCUUUACGCCAAGCCCCAGCGAUGUGGACAUCGCUGAGGAGUUGGUGCUUGGGGUGGAAGCAGGCUCUGUACCAUGUUAUAGGGCCACCCGCCUUGCAGGGCUUUUAUCCCAGAAGUUCAGAAAACACGGAAUUCCAGAUCGCAAUCUUUCAUCGCUAGCUUCAAGCACCACAAACUCGUGCCGUCAACUUCACCGCUAUGUUGCCAGAACUGGUAGAAGGCUUCCUUGCAAGGUGGUUCACGUCAAGACACCUGUGCGGAAGAUUAUGAAAGGUACAGUAGGGUAUGUCGAGGUGAACACCGACUUCCCAACGCUGCCUCUGUCCGAGUGGAUGGAGACUUCCUUUGACCUUGGGGGCCACUUCUUCCUUGGCGGAUCAGGUGGUGAAGACUUUGCGGCGUUUUCCGACAUCCUACUCGACUGGUGGCGGGCCUAUCGGGAAGUGGACCCAUCUUUGCCCCUAUUCAACGAUUUUGAUGAAUCAGAAUAUCGAUAUUGCCUGCCAAUGGCAUUGCAUGGGGACGAAGGUCGUGGUAGAUACAAACGGCCCAUAAUGGUGUUCAGCUUCCAGCCGCUGAUCACGAACUUCAACAACCAAACAAAUAUGAAAAGAUCAACCUAUUGCACUCGACUUUUGUAUGCCGCUGUUCCAUCAGCUAUGUAUGCCAAGAAUGAUAAGACCUUCGAUGCAUUGAUCCAUGCGCUGGUGGAUGAUUGGAACCGCUUGUACCGCGAGGGAUUCCAGGCCAACAUCGAUGGGGCUAGUGUGAAGCUGCGGCCAAUUUUUUGUGGAGUCAAAGGCGAUUGGCCUUUCCUCAGGAAGGUCUACAAGCUCAAGACCGGCUUUCAAGCUCGCGUCCAAAGAAAGUGCCACCACUGCGCAUGCCCGGAUUGGUGGGACCUUUCACCUGAGGGGGGUCUGCGAAAUUUGCUACCUGACCAUGAGAACCCUUCGCCCUACAAAGCUAAUCAGAGAUCCCUUCUAUUCGAUCUUCCUGGUGGGUCUUGCACGAAGCUGAUCCGGACAGACCCAGCCCACACUUAUCACAUAGGGUACGGCAAGGAUGAGAAUGCCAGCAUCAUUGUGGAGCUGAUGGCUGUUGGCCACUUUGGUGGGGGAUCCAUUUGGAAGAAGAUGGAUGCCGCCUUUCAACGCUUCUCUGCAUAUUGUGCGAAGUACAAGAAGCAUACAUCCAUCACUGAAUUCUCCAAAAAGCUCUUCAAAAUCCAGCAGGGGUCGAAGUGUUUCCCUUGUGGGGGAGGAAAAGGACACGACACGGCCUGCUUGGGGGCCUGGCUCGAAGAAGAGCUGGCCUUGGUGGAGACUGCAUCGUUGGAACCAUUGCAUCGCGACAUUGUGGAAGUCAUGAAGCUUAUGAACAAGUCUAGCUGCAAGUUUUGGCGACUUCUCUACAGCAAUGGGAUGUUCCUUCAUCGACCGGCUGCAGAGGAAGCUAUUUCUGCUGGUUGGGCGAUGGUGGAGUCGUAUGCUUGCCUCAGCAGCCUGACUGCCCGUAACGGCUUGGCAUUGUUCCGAAUGCGGCCCAAGGUUCACAUGCAGGGUCACAUAGUGCAAGCAGUUGAACACGAUCUUUUGACGGCAGGUUUUGCCAUCAACCCAUCAGUUUGGAUGUGUUGGUCCGAUGAGGAUUUCAUCGGAAAGGUUGCCAGAACUAGCCGCAGGCAGCAUGCCAGAACAUGUCCGCUUCGAACAAUCCAAGUGAGUUUGAUGAGCUACCAGCGCCAAUGGCGACACUCCUUUACCAACUGUAGCCGCUGA
Messenger RNA from Durusdinium trenchii, 2667 nucleotides. Lineage: Eukaryota; Dinophyceae; Suessiales; Symbiodiniaceae. The record is from the annotation of a GenBank genome assembly.